This is a messenger RNA of Trichoplusia ni (cabbage looper), 1168 nucleotides long. RefSeq lists its product as uncharacterized. NCBI's taxonomy places the organism in Eukaryota, Metazoa, Arthropoda, Insecta, Lepidoptera, Noctuidae. The transcript has 3 exons. The record is from RefSeq and is a predicted model, not a curated record. Bases 203 to 922 code for a protein of 239 amino acids.
UGUAAGUAUUUGUCCCUACACUAUCAUCGCCAUCAUAAAAAGUAUUCCACCUGUAGCCGCAUCUAUAACAUUCGUAACACGCAUUGCGCUUGCUCAUUUCGGCUCAAACCCCGCAGUGGGGGGACGCAGAAUAAAACCGCUUUCUGUCCGUCCCCUCACCACAUUUCACUUACCACCGCGAAGGAGUGUAGGACCAAAAAAAAUGAAGGCCUUCCUUGUAUUCUUAGUGUGUGUGGUAGCAGUUAGCUGCAAGCCUGCAACCUCUGAUGAUGACGUCAUCGGGUCAGUCGUCGGGGUUGUCAAGAGCUGUGCCGACGAAGAUCCCUGGAUGUGUAUCAAGGAAAAAUCUAUGAGAUUCUUAGAAAACGCAGCUUCUGCUCGCGAAUUGAAGCUUGCCGAUGGUCUCGCUAUCUACAAUGUUGGCACAUCACGCUCUGCUAGGUCCUACGAACCCCUUCCGGAAGAACCUCAGGCCAGGGAGAACCAGGUCGAGGCCAGGCUAGUGGAUGCCGCAGCUGACUUCAUGGAAAACCAUGUGAUCCAGCUCCGCAUGCCCAAGAGCACCGUCGAGGACAUGAAGCGAUCCCUUGAGGAAGGCCGUGGCAAGAAGAAGAAGCUGAAGCAGCUCCUCCCCAUCCUCGCCCUCGUCCAGCUCAAGAUCCAGUCUCUCAUCCCUCUGUUCCUCGGUAUCAUCGCUUUCGCCGCCGUCAAGGGUCUGAUGCUCGCCAAGGCCGCCCUCCUCGCCUCUGGAUUAGUCCUCCUCAAGAAGCUGCUGUCCAAGAGCGAGCACCACGAGAGCUACGAGGUCGUUGCCCACCCCCACCAUGAUGAGCACUUCAGCCACGGCAGCGGUGGUCACGGAGGCUGGGGCAGGUCCGCUCAGGAUGCCCAGAACCUGGCGUACAGCGCCUACUCCAACUAAACCUAAGAUAAAUCUAAGUCCUUAAGGCCAUGGUUAAUCUUCAUGUAGCUUAGUUUGGACCUCAAAGUAACGAUUUUAAUUUAUUAUUUAAUAAUUUAUUUAAAUUAUUUAUUGAUUGUUGAACGAGUGAAUCUUGUCUCGAAUUUUCAUUAGCAUCGCCGGCAUCUUUAAUCUUAUCUGUCUCUUCCUACAUUGUACCUGUUUUAAUAGUAUAAUUUUCUUAAAGUACAAAUGUAUCUACGAUAA